Messenger RNA from Colletotrichum destructivum, 1116 nucleotides. Its product is annotated as Putative serine/threonine-protein kinase, active. The record is from RefSeq and is a predicted model, not a curated record. The transcript has 7 exons. NCBI's taxonomy places the organism in Eukaryota, Fungi, Ascomycota, Sordariomycetes, Glomerellales, Glomerellaceae. The coding region runs from base 1 to 1068 and encodes 355 amino acids. Gene Ontology annotation, biological process: regulation of mRNA processing; peptidyl-serine phosphorylation; spliceosomal complex assembly. Gene Ontology annotation, molecular function: protein serine/threonine kinase activity; ATP binding.
AUGGCAUCAUUUGGCCGGGCAUGGAAACCUCUCACCUUCUCCAACCCUAAAUUCAAGCGAAUUUUCUCCAGGGAGAAGAAAGAGGAAGAGCACUUUCCCGACUACACAGCAUCGCGUUACUAUCCAGUCAGCAUCGGAGAGGUUCUCCGCAACCGUUCUCAAAUCGUUGGCAAGCUGGGCUUCGGAGCCAGCUCGACUGUCUCGCUGGCGCGCGACCUAGAGGGUCGUCGGCACGUGGCGCUGAAGUUGUUUGUCAAUUCGAAGGCUUUGGGUUCACAGCUAGAUCAUGAAAUCACGAUUUAUAAGCGCAUUCCUACGUCAUCUGUAAAGCACCCCGGUCGCAGUGCCGUCAGGGAACUACUGGAUUCCUUCGACGUUGCUGGUCCCGACAGAUGCCACAGGUGCCUGGUGCAUCCUCAUCUGUGGGAGAGUGUUCUGACUUUCCUUCACCGCAACCCCGUUCGGAUGUUACCAGCGCCGGUGCUCGCCUUCGUUCUCCGUCGCCUUCUUCUCGCUUUGGACUAUUUACACACGGAAUGCGAAAUCGUCCAUACAGAUAUCAAAGCAGAUAACAUCAUGUUUGGCAUCAAGGACGACUCCUGGACGGAAGAACCGUGUAUCUAUCUGUCACGCGAACUGCAGAUGCCAAAAGAAUGGGGCGCACCGGUCCUCUGUGACUUUGGCUCAGCCGUCAUCGGGGAUACAGAGCAUACCGAGGACGUACAGGCCGACAUAUACAGAGCGCCCGAGGUCAUCCUAGAAGCACCGUGGUCUUACCAGAUUGACAUAUGGAACGCGGGCUGCAUGAUCUGGGAUCUCUUACAACCUCCACAGGCGUUACUCGAUUUGGGAAAGUCGAGCCACAGGUUCUUCACUGAUGAAGGAGAGUUCCGUACAGACAUCCCAGUCCCAUGUGAAACAUCGCUUGAUGAAAAGGAGAUUAGCCUGGAGGGAGAGACCCGAGAUAUGUUUCUCGCCAUGAUGCGGAAGAUGCUCCAGUGGGAUCCUUCGAAGCCCUCCUCGGCGAAGGCACUAGCAGACAAUAAAUGGAUCAUUAAGAAUAUGUAGACAGUAGAAUAGAGCACAACGACCGGAGAGCAAGCGCGUUGUCAUCAG